AUGACAACUUCGUCUUCAAGAUCAAGCUUCAAUGGUGGUACAAGAAUGAGGAACAAGAAGGUAAUAAGAUGCGACUGUGGUGAUGUUUGUGGUGUAUCAGUCUCACGAACACCUGAUAACCAAGGACGAAAAUUUUGGGGCUGCCCUAAUUAUCAGGUGGAAGGAGGUAACUAUGGUUUUUUCAAAUGGGCGGAUGAAGAACUAGGUCAAAAUAUGGAGAUGUGUCAUACAGAGGAGAUCAAGCCAUUGUUAGAAGUGAUCAUAGGGUUGUUAGUGGUUAUAUCGUUGAUGCUAGCAAUAGUGGUUAUUAAGAUGUAG
Lactuca virosa is the source of this 318-nucleotide messenger RNA. NCBI's taxonomy places the organism in Eukaryota, Viridiplantae, Streptophyta, Magnoliopsida, Asterales, Asteraceae. The record is from the annotation of a GenBank genome assembly.